UACAGAUACGACUAUGGUACGCUGCUCCAGAAUUCGACGUUUUGCUUGGUGCCACGGGGACGACGCCUGGGCUCCUUCAGAUUUCUCGAAGCGUUGCAGGCGGGCUGCAUCCCGGUGCUAUUGUCCAAUGCCUGGGUAUUGCCAUUUGAAUCGAAAAUCGAUUGGAAACAGGCCGCCAUUUGGGCCGAUGAACGGCUGCUGCUCCAGGUACCCGAUAUUGUUCGCUCAAUUUCAGCGGAACGCAUCUUUGCCCUGCGACAGCAGACACAGGUCCUGUGGGAGCGCUACUUUGGCUCCAUAGAGAAAAUCGUCUUCACAACAUUCGAGAUCAUUCGCGAACGACUUCCCGAUUAUCCGGUGCGCAGCAGCCUCGUCUGGAACUCGGCGCCCGGCGCCCUCCUCACGCUGCCCACAUUCGCCGAUAGUUCGAGAUUUAUGCCCUUUCUGUUGAAUGCGAUGGGCGUGGAGCCGCGUCACAACUACACGGCCGUUAUCUAUGUGCAAAUUGGCGCCGCCCUCGGCCCCAAUGCGGCGCUCUACAAACUAGUCAGGACCAUUACGAAGAGCCAAUUUGUGGAUAGAAUACUUAUCCUGUGGGCUGCCGAUCGGCCGCUUCCACUUAAGAAACGUUGGCCGCCCACCUAUCACAUACCUCUGCACGUGAUUGCCCUGGGUGGCAGUAGUCGAGGGGCGGCAGCGUCGCCCACGGGGCAAACAGGGCCGGAGGCACGACCGAGCAUAUCGCAGCGAUUUCUGCCCUACGAGGAAAUACAAACGGAUGCUGUGCUCUCGCUCGACGAGGAUGCAAUACUCAACACGGAUGAACUGGACUUUGCCUACACGGUCUGGCGUGACUUUCCGGAACGCAUUGUGGGCUAUCCGGCUCGAGCACAUUUCUGGGAUGACUCCAAGAAUGCCUGGGGCUAUACGUCCAAGUGGACGAACUACUAUUCGAUUGUACUGACGGGUGCGGCGUUCUAUCAUCGCUACUACAACUACUUGUACACCAAUUGGCUGUCGUUGCUGUUAUUAAAGACUGUACAGCAGUCCUCCAACUGCGAGGAUAUCCUAAUGAACCUGCUGGUCUCGCACGUGACCAGAAAACCGCCGAUCAAAGUGACACAGCGCAAGGGUUACAAGGAUCAUGAGACGGCUCGCUCGCCCUGGAAUGAUCCCGAUCAUUUCAUACAGCGACAGAGCUGCCUCAACACAUUCGCAGCGGUAUUUGGCUACAUGCCGCUCAUACGUUCCAACUUGCGCAUGGAUCCCAUGCUAUAUCGUGAUCCAGUCUCCAAUUUGCGUAAAAAGUAUCGCCAGAUCGAGUUGGUUGGCAGCUAGCGGUAUAUGCAAAUUGGCAAUAGCUACAAGCGUUAAGAGUACUGAGAUUCCCUACCCGCACGUGUACACACCAACACAAACACAAACAAACACCCACACAUACAUACGGACUUCAUAAACUGCUGUUUAUUGACGCUGCGAAGCGCCGCAAAAACUAUGUUAAUUAUUAUUAGUAGCAAAAAUUAGUUAGGAUUUAUGAAGCGUAUAUAUAUUUAUGUAUAUGUAACAAAAUAGCAUUCAACGUUGCAAUUAUAUAUAUUUAUAAUGCAUACUGUAUACACUCACACACACACACACACACAGCAGAUUUGUAUAUGUACAUAAAUAGAAGAACUCUGAUUAGGCCUAGUUAAGUUGUGCGACCUGCCCUGGGCGCAGUGAGCGAGCGGAAUGCCAUUUUUUGCUAAUUUCAAAUUAGCGCUGCAAAUUUUCGAUAUACAUAUAUACGAUAUAUAGAUAUAUAUAUACACAUAAUUACAUAUACAUACCUUAUAUGUGCAUAAGUAGCUGAUUUUGUACGCGUUUGAUUUUUGUAUGUGUGUAAAUGUUUUUUGUAUAUGUAUGUAUGUAUGUAUGUCUGCCGCAUAGGAACUGUAAUUGUUAUAACUCGACAUGAUUAUAUGAUAUGAUAUGGAAUCGCUAUGAUACAUAAGUCUAUAUGUGUAUAGUUAGUUAGUGUUAUUAUUAUUGAUGUGUGUGUCUGUAGCCAUUCUUAUGUUUAACUAAUCAAUGGCAGUUAAUUAGGCUUAAGCUUGCAAAGAUAUUCCUUAUCUAUAAUAAUUGAAGAAAUUUAUUGAAAACUGCGGCCAUUAUUUUGCAAUAACAAUACAAAA
Messenger RNA from Drosophila navojoa, 2171 nucleotides. RefSeq names its product exostosin glycosyltransferase 1 ttv (gene ttv). Lineage: Eukaryota; Metazoa; Arthropoda; Insecta; Diptera; Drosophilidae. Gene Ontology annotation, molecular function: glycosyltransferase activity. Gene Ontology annotation, cellular component: membrane. The record is from RefSeq and is a predicted model, not a curated record.